AUGAUUGCCAGCUCAUCGUUCACCGUAAUCAACUAUAUUAUUGUCGAUAUUCUGAGCAUACUCGUUGAGUUGUUCUUUGGUCACUAUGCGUUGACUGUGUUGCAGACAUGCACCGAUCUCAUGUGGGCUUUGUUCUUCCAUUUGGGGCUCAGCCUAAUCAGCUGUCUAUGCUUUCGGAAACGAAAAGAGAAACCGACGAAGGUCAUCUCGAUCACCCAAAUCAAUACUCGUCCAUCAAUAACUGCUGUGAAACACGAU
This is a messenger RNA of Mesorhabditis belari, 258 nucleotides long. Lineage: Eukaryota; Metazoa; Nematoda; Chromadorea; Rhabditida; Rhabditidae. The record is from the annotation of a GenBank genome assembly.